GCGCCCACAUACACGGCUCAUCCCCUGCCCGAAACAAGGAAAUCCAGACACGCACGAUGCUUUCGUCGCCAUCUCCUCCCACCCUCUGCAGCCUCCUCCUCCCCACACCCCCUCCCUCCUACUCCGGCCACCCCCACCACCCGCGCCGCACAUCCCCAAGCCGCCACCGCGUGCGCCCACGCAGCUCCAACCCCAACGCGCCGAGCUUCCCCAAGCCCAACCCCGACCCACCCCCGCCGCCGCCGCGCCGUCUGCACGCCGAGGACCGCCGCCUGAGCUCGCUCGUCCACCGCGGCGACCUCGACGCGGCGCUCCGCGUCGUCGAGUCCUCUCCCUGCCCGCCCGACGUCCUGCUCGCCAACAAGCUCGUCCGCGACCUCUGCCGCCGGGGCCGCCUCAACGACGCCGCGCGCGUCGUCGAGGCGUGCGGCUCGGCGGCCACGGCCGUCACCUACAGCGCCCUGGCCGACGGGUACUGCCGCGUGGGGAGGCUCGACGAGGCGCGCCGCGUCGUGGACGGCAUGCCCGUGCGGCCCAGCGCGUACGCCUACAACCCGCUCAUCCACGCGCUGUGCGUGCGCGGCCAGGUCACGGACGCGCUCGUGGUGCUCGACGGUAUGCUCUCCCGGGGUUGCCCCCCUGACGUCGUCACCUACAACAUCCUCCUUGAGGCGACGUGCAAGGGUAGCGGGUACAGGCAGGCCAUGGAGCUGAUCGAUCUGAUGCGCGCCGAGGGGUGCACGCCAACCAACGUGACAUACAAUGUUAUCAUGGACGGAAUGUGCAGAGAAGGCGAUGUGGACGGCGCCCGUGAGUUGUUGAACACCUUGCCUUCUCACGGGUGCACGCCAAACACCGUCAACUACAACACUAUCUUGAAAGGUUUGCGCACCGCCGGGCGGUGGGCGGACGUUGAGGAGCUUAUAGAUGAGAUGUUCAGGGGGAAUUGUCCCCCGAGCGAAGCAACCCUCAGUGUGGUCAUCAGUUCCUUGUGUCAACAAGGAUUGCUCCAGCAGGCGAUUAGGCUUCUCGAGAAAAUGUCAAAGCAUGAAUGCACGGCAAAUAUUGCUACUUACAAUGCUGUCAUCAGUGCCCUUUGUGAGCAAGGCCAUGUGGCUAAUGCCUUGGAGUUACUAGUGAAGAUGGAAUCCCAUGGUUGUAAACCUAAGACCACUACCUAUAACAUUUUAGUGAAGGCUUUGUGCAGUGGUGAUCAAUGGGAGGAUGCUGAGGAGCUAAUGCCGAAGAUGAGCCAAACUGAUCAACUUCCAGAUAUUUCACCAUUCAAUACACUCAUUGGUAUCUUGUGUCAAAAAGGGUUGACGCUGAAGGCCAUCGAAGUAUUUAGGCAAAUGCCCAAGAAAGGCUGCUAUCCUGAUUCAGUCACUUACAGUACACUAAUAGACGGGCUUGCCAAAACUGGCAACAUGGAGCAAUCCCUUGAGUUGUUGAAUGAAAUGGGCAACAAAGGAUUCAACUCAGAGGUAAAAUAUGAGCUGUUAGCCGAGUUUCUGGAUGAAGAUGAUAAAGUUGAAGAGGCAAUCCAGGUGGUUCAUAAACUGCAAGAUACAGGCAUAUCACCCCAUGCUGUUCUCUACAAUACAAUACUCUUAGGGCUUUGCAGAAAUGGGAAAACAGAUUAUGCUAUUGAUAUUUUUGCUGAUAUGGUGUCUGAUGGUUGCAUGCCUGAUGAAUCGACUUACAUUAUACUCAUUGAUGGUUUGGCACAUGAAGGCUAUAUGAAGGAGGCAAGAGAAUUGUUAAGCAAGUUGAGCUCUAGAGAUGUUGUCGUUGACAAUUUGACCAACAGUGAUGCUUCGCUGUCUGAUCAAAAUAUUCACACUUCUUAAGUUAUGAUGACAUCAAGGCUAGCUUGUGCUCUUAACUUUGUUAUGUUAUAGCGAUGAGGUAGGAUAGUGCUUACACACUGCUUCAGUUUUGUUGAUAUGUAAGUUCUCUCUGCUUUAGCCGUAUCGUAGCUUAGAGCUUAGUCUCCAUCUUAAGAUUGUUGUGUAACAAUGUACUCAAUUAUCUUGCAAUUUUGGCUGGUCAAUCA
Triticum dicoccoides is the source of this 2056-nucleotide messenger RNA. RefSeq names its product pentatricopeptide repeat-containing protein At1g09900-like. The coding region runs from base 57 to 1850 and encodes 597 amino acids. Gene Ontology annotation, molecular function: protein binding. The transcript has a single exon. The record is from RefSeq and is a predicted model, not a curated record. NCBI's taxonomy places the organism in Eukaryota, Viridiplantae, Streptophyta, Magnoliopsida, Poales, Poaceae.